Puccinia graminis f. sp. tritici CRL 75-36-700-3 is the source of this 1116-nucleotide messenger RNA. RefSeq lists its product as uncharacterized. The transcript is spliced from 3 exons. The coding region runs from base 1 to 1116 and encodes 371 amino acids. NCBI's taxonomy places the organism in Eukaryota, Fungi, Basidiomycota, Pucciniomycetes, Pucciniales, Pucciniaceae. The record is from RefSeq and is a predicted model, not a curated record.
AUGCCUCGAUCAUCCCAGCGAGCUGAAAGCAUUCGAAAUAUGAGGAGGUCUCUUUGUCUUCACGUUACACAAGCUGCCUUUGAGGCCAGAUACAAAGAUACCGACGACGAGUCAUCUGCAAGUGAAGAUAGCGAAAUUGAGGGGCUAGUCAUGGCAAUUAUCUCAAUCAAGAAGAGGCGAUAUCUAGCUGAAAGGGUCCGACUCGAACGAGCCCCAGACAUAACUGAAUAUCUCUUUCGUCUUGAUACCGGCCGGUUCAAGCAGGAAUUCCGGAUGUCUCAAAAAUCCUUCCAUCAACUACUUUCUUUGAUUAAAAACAACUCAGUCUUUCAUAACAACUCGAAUGUGCCCCAGCGACCUGUCCGAGAUCAGCUCAUGGUGACGUUACGGCAAAUGGGGAUGUCAGGAAACGGUUCAUCUAUCGGGAUCCUUGCUUGUUUUUUUAGGAUUUCUGAGGGCAGUGUGAUCUUAUACUGCUCACGUGUGGUUGAAGCCAUUUUAGCACUAGAAAGUACCUAUGUUGUUUGGCCCAACCAUGAAGGUCGAGAAGCGAUUGCUUCCGAUAUUGCCAAUUCAACCGGAUUUGAACGAAUCAUCUACUACCUGACUGGAUGGCCAGGAUGCAGCCAUGACACCCGACUCUGGGAGAAUUGCGACCUCAAUCAACAAAAAGCCCGUUUCUUUUCACCUGGGCAGUAUCUUAUAGGUGACUCUGGAUUUCCGGCCGAGUCUAACCUUGUUCCAGCUUUCAAGAAACCACCACAUGGACCGAUGCCCCGAUUGAAGAAAAAAUUUAAUCAACAUCUGGCCUCCCUACAAGUAUGCAACGAGCAUUGCAUAGGAAUCCUCAAGGGACGAUUCCAAAGCCUGCGAGGCAUUCGAAUGGAACUCACCUCUGUGGAAACAAUGAAGAGGAUUACACAGUGGGUGAGUGCCUGUGUGGUCCUACACAAUUUCCUACUGAGUGAUGAAUCUCCAGCUAUCGAUCAUGAUUUGAUCGACCCAACUGCUGCCAUUGAUGAUGACAUUCUACCACGACGAGGUGCUAAUAGCCCUGGCAAUCAACUCCGAGAGCAAGUUUAUCAAGGUGUCUUGGACUACCUAGGUGUAUCUUAG